AUGCCAAUUCAGGAGGACACUCAUCACAACCCCCCCAAGCCCGUCCACACAAUCGUGCUAGACGCCGGUCCCAUCUUGAAGAAUACCCCGCCGCUUUCUACCCUUCUCGCCCAAUGCGAAGAACUCGUUACGACCCCCACGGUGCUCAGCGAAAUCCGGGACCCCAAUGCUCGCCUGCGUGUCGAAACCAUGUACAUGCCCUUUGUUAAGCAGCGAUCACCAAACCCAACCAGUGUCAAUACUAUGAGCGAAUUCGCUCGUAAGACUGGUGACCGAUCCGUUCUGAGUCGAACCGAUAUCGAGGUCCUAGCGCUGGCCUAUGAGAUUGAGUGCGAGCGUAACCUAGGUGACUGGCGGCUGCGUAGUGUUCCUGGUCAGAAGCGAGUCAACGGAAGACCACCUGUGAAAGAGGAGCAGAAGCCUCAGGAUGCCCAACAGGAUGAAACUGCAGAGUCAAACGGCGUUGAGUCUAUCACAGAAGGUGUAAAGGACACAACCAUUGCCGAUGAUACUGAAGCUGAAGCCACACCUGGAGUGCAGACUAAGUCAACAACCGAAGAACCUUCGGCCAAGGCUACUCCAGAAGAUGGCACCCAAGAAGAAUCACAGGAGGAUGAUGCAGCCGAUUCCGAUGGGGGUGAAUGGAUCACUCCUUCCAACUACAAGAAAAAACUGGCCCGCGAUGACGCGAACGCUGCCGGAGCAGGUGCAUCAGAGCCGAAGACGAUGCAGGUUGCAACCAUGACUACUGAUUUUGCUUGUCAAAACGUUCUCCUUCAAAUGAACCUCAAUCUUCUAUCGACUUCAACAUUGCAGCGUAUCCAGCACCUGAAGUCGUUCAUCAAGCGUUGCCAUGCUUGUUUUCUCACCACUAAGGACAUGAGCAAGCAAUUCUGCCCUCGCUGCGGCAAAGACACCCUCACGCGUGUCUCCUGCACGACUACAGCCAACGGCCAGUUCACUAUGCAUCUCAAGAAGAACAUGCAAUGGAACAACCGAGGCAACGUCUACAGUGUCCCCAAGCCAGUGCACGGCAGUUCCAACGGAAAAUGGCAAGGCGGCGGCGGUAAAGGCGGAUGGGGAACAGAGCUCAUUCUUUCCGAGGACCAGAAAGAGUACACCCGAUCCACUGCAGAAGAAGAGCGCCGGCAGCGCCGCGAGCGCGAUCUCAUGGAUCAAGACUACCUCCCUGGUAUCCUGACCGGCGAGCGCAACAGAAUGGGCGGUCGUGUGAAGGUUGGCGCUGGCCGAAAUGUGAACUCGAGGAAGCGUUAG
Molecule: messenger RNA, 1275 nt
Organism: Penicillium chermesinum
Lineage: Eukaryota; Fungi; Ascomycota; Eurotiomycetes; Eurotiales; Aspergillaceae
Product: rRNA-binding endoribonuclease
Exons: 3
Coding region: 1-1275 (424 amino acids)
Biological process (GO): ribosomal small subunit biogenesis; maturation of SSU-rRNA
Cellular component (GO): preribosome, small subunit precursor
Molecular function (GO): RNA endonuclease activity
Source: RefSeq, a predicted model, not a curated record